CAAGUCGUCACACAGCCACUGCCUGAACACGCUUUAGGCACCCCUGGGACCAUGUCUGUGGAUUUUAAAACUUAUGUAGAUCAGGCAUGUCGAGCUGCAGAAGAAUUUGUCCAUAUUUACUAUGAGACAAUGGACAAACGAAGACGGGUACUACCUAGACUGUAUUUGGACACGGCCACUUUACUCUGGAACGGCAAUGUUGUCACUGGAAUGGAUGGAAUAACUAAUUUUUUCGAAAUGCUCCCCUCCAAACAAGCCACUCCAUCUCAGAGUACUGUGCUUGUUGUUACCAGUGGAACCGUGAAGUUUGAUGGAAGCCAUCCUCACUACUACAACCAAAACUUUCUGCUGACCGCUCAGUCCACCCCUAACCAGACUGUGUGGAAGAUUGCAAGCGACUGCUUCCGCUUUCAGGAUUGGUCUAAUAAUUAAAGUGGGCAGGGGGGACUCCAUUCUCCUUCAGCCCCUUCAUUCCAGCAACCAAAACGUAGCACAAGUGUAAUUCCCUUCAUGGUAGAAACAUAGUAACGUUGGUAUGUGCCAACAUAAAAUCUCUCUGCCCUGCUGUGAUGACUAGCAGCGCUGUUUCUAGCAUUCACCUGUUUGAAUCGUCGCCCUGUAAGAGCUCAAAGGCUGGUUUUGUGUAUGCCCUCUAUAAAUCCCACCCCUGACUUUCCAAUAGUAGUGUUACACCUAGGAUCUCUGUCCUGAUAAUCGCUGUGAACUCAGCCCAUUGCAAAAAUGAACCCCUAUUCGAACGUUCUCUGUGGGUUAUCGGCACACCAGAACCCUGUAGGAGGAGAUGGUUUUUUUCUGGUGAUUAGGUUAAUUUUGGAGUGAAAAACACUAGUUAUGCAGUUUUCAUACCUGCCUUUUUCCCUAUCCAUUCAAUGAAAAUCUUCAUAAUUUCAGUUUGCGCAACUCCUCUGACAUCCUGGAAUCGCAUGUAGACUUGUGUUUGGUAGCCUUUUUACCUCUUAAGUCCUGUGCUUUAUGUUGGCAUGAUUUCUUUAUAAUAACGUGAAUCAGUACCCUAGAGAUAUUCUCAACCAGCCUCCAAUUCCAGGGUACAUUUGCUGAUUUCAAUAUAAAACAGCUUAAAAAAUUAUUCUCUUGGCAGCUCCAAGUGUAACUUUAGGUGCCAAACAGUGAUAUGCCUAAAGGGGAAUGGAAAAUAAGAACUGUUGAGGGCCAAGGAUAGAACCAAAACUAACGAAGGGAAGGGGAGUGCCCAGAUGCUAAAUUUGGGAUACUUGUUAUUUACUCCUUAAAAAUUAGUCAUAUUUGAGGAUUUCAACCACAGGGUCAUUGGUAUCCUUGCCAAAUGCUCAUGACUGUACCAAUAUUUUCAACAUGAUUUUUAAAAGAUUUCAACUUAACUCAUACUUGGCACCAACAGAAGUCUCAAUUCCCAUUUUUUUAUUAAAUACUUUUAUUGGGGCCUCUUACAUCUGUUGUCACAAUCCAUACAUUCAUCCAG
Echinops telfairi (small Madagascar hedgehog) is the source of this 1480-nucleotide messenger RNA. RefSeq names its product nuclear transport factor 2 like export factor 2 (gene NXT2). NCBI's taxonomy places the organism in Eukaryota, Metazoa, Chordata, Mammalia, Afrosoricida, Tenrecidae. The record is from RefSeq and is a predicted model, not a curated record. Bases 52 to 432 code for a protein of 126 amino acids. The transcript has 4 exons. Gene Ontology annotation, biological process: protein import into nucleus. Gene Ontology annotation, cellular component: nuclear pore central transport channel.